Molecule: messenger RNA, 1072 nt
Organism: Stegodyphus dumicola
Lineage: Eukaryota; Metazoa; Arthropoda; Arachnida; Araneae; Eresidae
Product: ras-related protein Rab-21-like
Molecular function (GO): GTP binding; GTPase activity
Source: RefSeq, a predicted model, not a curated record
UUCCAGACUUUUAUCUCAAGCAUUUAUGCUAGAUCGAGGAUCGUUCCUGCACUGUCAAUCAUUUAAAUGCCUUUUCGAAAAAUAUUUUCCCAAGACGCUGUUUUAUUCCUUUCCUUUUCAGGCGGAGAACUACGUUGGAAAAACUAGCGUCGAAUACCGAAUUGUAUCAAGGGAAUCACUGUCGAAUGCAAUUAUUUGGUGUUCAUCUACUUAAUAUACGAAUCUCAGUAUUAUGAAAGCUAAGGUUUGCAUCGUUGGACCUCAAGGAGUUGGGAAAUCCUUAAUUGCUUCUCGGUUUGAUGGUUCUACAAUUUCACCUCAGAUAAGAAAUGCAAAAACUAUGUUUGCUAAUUGUAAUGUCCUUAUAGGAGAGAAAACAGUGGAUUUACAAAUGUCCGAAGUAUCAGGAGAGGAAAAGUUGAGGUGUAUGGGGCCUAUAUUCUACAAAGAAGCUAAAGCAGCGCUUUGUGUUUUUGAUUUAACUUCGGAGAAAACAUUUGAAGCUUUAAAUCUCUGGGUUAAAAGUGUCAGAAAUGAUGCUAGUGAUGAAUGUGUCCUCAUAAUAAUUGGAAAUAAGAUAGAUUUAGGCAUACGGCAGGUCUCUCUGACUCGUGGUUUAAAAUAUGCGAAGUCAGUGGGAGCUAAGUACUUUGAAGUCUCUGCUGUUUCUGGCAAAGGCUUGUUAAAUGUGGUGGUGUAUCUAGCCAAACAUUUGGUUCGCUGGAAUGACUGUAAACGGAGUUACGCAGCUAAAAGAUCUAUCACUUCAAAUUUCAUUGAAUAUAUUGCACCUCAAGAUGAUCAAAAAAAGAAAAAAGAGGAAUCACUUCUGAUGAAGAGACUUCUUUAAAUAAAAAUAAAAUAAAAGUGAAUUGAAUGAUAUAUAGACAAAAAAUUGAAAGUUAUAUUGUACAUUGUCAAAAGUGUAAAUAACAUAUAUGUAAAGAAUGUUUCAAAAGUUAAUUUCAUCAAGAUGACUUCAUUGUCCCAUAUUGUGAGAAAUUACUUGUAUGAAUAUUUUGUAUUUAUGCAUGGUUGUGUUUGUUAUAAUAAAGAUAUCACAGGAAAAAAA